AUGACGGAUGUUUUCAUGCCAUGCUGCAUGUUUUGGUCCCGUGUGUUUCCUUUGCUGGACCUGGUUGCGGCCAAGACAUUGGAUCAAUACCUCAGUGAGCUCAGAGCACAGCAGCGUACAGUGCACGCACACAUUGACCAAAACAUGUCGCACGUUGCCGCGUUUGGAGUUGGCGAUACCACUCGCCAGGCCACGAUGCCCAUGUUCUGGUUGUCUGGCUGCACAUCUGCUGUUGCACAUUCCCCAACGCCAGUGUUGACUGGUCAACCCCUCCUGUGCUCGUCCAACCUGCUGCUCCCAGGCCUUGUUUUAGUGCUGUACCAGUAUUUACCUAACCACGCCGCGGUGCGCCACGCCAAGUGCUCAGUGCCCACCAAGGUACUGCCCCUGCAUACACACCACCACUUCGUCGACGCUGCCCGUAUAAGCACCCGUCCUACCAGCUCGUCACCUCCCCGCGCAAACCGGCUGACCAGCCCCGGCUCAUUCACCUCUUCACACAACUUCUUGUUUUGUCUGUUUGCACUUCGAAACACACGGCCAUUCCUGACUUGUGCGGCCACCGGCCCUGCGUCGACGCUCUCCAAUGAUUCUCUAAAUCCUCCUGCUCGCUCGUCUACAACCUUGUACGCGUCGUCUUCUUUCUUCUACACGGCUUCUUUCGCCAUGGCCGUCGUCAUUUCCUCGGAAGACAAUUACUUUUCGUCGUCUUCGCUGCGACGCUCUGCUUCGCACACAAACCUCGACACGUCCGCCUUCACCCACUCGUCACGCAAGGCACCUCCAACAUACGAUCCCUCUUCCAAGUCUUCUUCGGAAUCCGACGCUUCCUCUGCUCCCUCAUCACCCACAACAAUACCUGCUCAAUCAGUACAUGUGUCUUACGCCUCUACUCCCGCCACCAAUCUCUCAAUAGCCUCCGAUUUUGACGACGCCCCGCCCCUCGACGAUUCACCCGAGGACCACUUUGGCCUGCCCCCCUUCACCCAUGAAAAAUACUACAUGCGUCCUCAUCUCGGCUACGACAAUGACGAACACGACGGCCCAAUAGACCAGUCGACCCCAGCUCACGCCUCCUGCCCCCUCGACUCCUCAGAGAGCACCUCUCGCCCCGACACUCCCGAGCUCACCAAGCAUGCCGAGGAUGAUGCCACCAUCGCCAGCCAGCCUUCGAGGCAGGUCGACUAUCUCUCCCACGACUGGAGGGAAGAGGACAUUUGGACGUCGUGGCGCUACAUUGUCACUCGAAGGGGCGAGGUGGCCAACUCGGCCCGCCUCGAGAAUGCCUCGUGGCGAACCUGGAUGAAGGCCAAACAUAAUCUCAAAACUAUCUCUCCAGAGUCUCUCAACUGGUUAAAAGAUUGCGACGUAACAUGGCUCUACGGCCCUCUGCAGUGCAAGCCUGGCCAUUUAUAUGCCACGCACACGGAGCCCUCCAGCUCUACCCUGUCCAAGACGGACUCUCUCAUUAACUUGCAAAAGAAGCCCAUUCUCAAGAAGAGAAGCAUGUCCGAGGUCAUGCUGCAGCGAUCUAUUCUCUCUGCCUCUCUUCUCAAACAGGCCGCGGCUGCAGUUCACGCUCAGGAGCGUAGAGGCAUCCUGACCAACAAGGGCAAGACGGACGACUAUGUCGCCGUUCCCCUGUCAUCCCGCCACCUCAGCGUCACCAGCAACAGCACUGUCGAAUCCAUCGAAUCGUCAGGUCUAUCGUCGCCUUGCAAUGAGCGCAAACACAUUCAUUUUAACGAAAAGGUUGAGCAAUGCAUCGCCGUGGACAUCAAGGGCGAUGAUGACGACGUGGACAUCGAAGUUUUUGACGAUCAAGAUAGUGAUUCCGAUGACGGCUUCAUGAUGAAACGUGUCAAGUCCAAAAAGCGCGGCGUGCCAGUCCGCAAGAGCAAGAGCAAGCGUAACACCAACUGUGAGACGAUUGCUACGCUGCCCCCAACGACACUAAAGUACCGUGGGGAUACGCCAGAGCCUCCAGAGACGGCCAUGAAGCACAGCCGCAGCCCCCUGCUCUCGCCUUCAUCCUCGCAAGAGACGCUUCGACCUACAAAGCAGGCUAAUCGCUUCUACUUUGGAGAGGAGGACGAGGAAGACAAUGAGAUUUCGGUCAUUGGCUCGGGCUGGCGCUCACCCCCCAUGGAGAGCGCGCCCGACGAGUCGACAGGCUUGCACCGCACGUCAUCGGGCAUGCUGAUGCCGUACGAAGCUGUUGAGAACCCCACUGGCGAGGGCAUCAUUGGCCGUGUCAUUGAUACCGUCAAUACGGCACGCGACAUUGCUCACGUUAUCUGGAAUGUUGGUUGGAGAAAAUAA
Molecule: messenger RNA, 2322 nt
Organism: Beauveria bassiana ARSEF 2860
Lineage: Eukaryota; Fungi; Ascomycota; Sordariomycetes; Hypocreales; Cordycipitaceae
Product: protein phosphatase type 1 complex subunit Hex2/Reg1
Exons: 6
Coding region: 1-2322 (773 amino acids)
Biological process (GO): cellular response to glucose starvation; protein catabolic process in the vacuole
Source: RefSeq, a predicted model, not a curated record